AUCUAGUAGAUCAUUUGGGAAGGACGUGCGUAGCAUAUAUAAGAAGUGCAACAGUCUGAACUCUGAACACAGAACUGAAGACAUACAUCAAGGCAGUUCAUCUACACAGUACAGAUAUGGAGUCUAUGAAGAGCAAAACAGAAGACAGCACUAAAAGUGAUUUGUCUGAGCAGAUAAAAGCAGCCACUAAAGAUUGUCACGUCAGAGCCGAGAACACACAACUGAUGCUCAACUAUCAGAAAGGACAGAUAACAAAAACACAAUAUAAGCUCCUGCUGUGUUCUCUGUUUGAGAUCUAUCAAGCGCUUGAGGAAGAACUGGACAGGAACUGUGAUCACCCUGCAGUAAAGCCCAUCUAUUUCCCUCAGGAGCUUGCACGACUGGAGUCUCUGGAGCGAGAUCUGGAGUAUUUCUUUGGACCUCAGUGGAGGAAGAGAAUAUCAGUACCUUCAGCAACACAAAGAUACACACAGAGACUGAGAGAGAUCGGCAAAAGCAGGCCAAAUCUUCUUGUGUCACAUGCCUAUACACGCUACCUCGGAGACCUGUCAGGAGGACAGGUGCUUGGCAAAAUUACCCAGAAAUCCUUGGGGCUGACUGAAAACAAAGGGGUGGCAUUUUUCACGUUUCCCGGAGUGACAAGCCCCAACAAAUUCAAGCAGCUGUACAGGAGCAGGAUGAACAGCAUCGACCUAACAGAGCAGGAGAGACGGGACGUUCUGGACGAGGCUACAAGGGCUUUCGAGUUCAACAUUGAGGUCUUUGAUGAUCUUCAGAAAAUGCUCAGCAUCACAGAGAAAAAUUCCAGUGAGAAAGGAAAUGACAUCAACACUCAGUCAAGAACCUUUACCAGUUCUCCGGUUCUUCAGUUUGCAUUGGGUGCGGGCAUCGCUUUGGCAACGGUUGGAAUGGGAGUUUAUGCUUUUUGAUUCAAGAGCAUUUAUAGAGAUCGACUGAUGAAUAAAUCUGAUGCCUACUGCAGUUUUUUAAGGUCUAAUCUAAAGGAUGAACUUUA
This is a messenger RNA of Paramisgurnus dabryanus, 1015 nucleotides long. RefSeq names its product heme oxygenase 1a (gene hmox1a). Lineage: Eukaryota; Metazoa; Chordata; Actinopteri; Cypriniformes; Cobitidae. Gene Ontology annotation, molecular function: heme binding; heme oxygenase (decyclizing) activity. The record is from RefSeq and is a predicted model, not a curated record. Gene Ontology annotation, biological process: response to oxidative stress; heme oxidation; heme catabolic process.